CUGGAGAAAUUAGAAUCUCGAUAGAACGGCAGAUGUUGUCUUGCCAUGAGUAUUUAAGCAUCGGUGAGUCCAGUACGUGUUGACAGUCAUAGUGCGGAAAGAUCACGUUACGGAUACAGAGAUCGAAUAUUUUCGUGUUAUUGCAAAAUGCUGAACUACUUUAUCAUCUCUAGCGUAUUAUUGGCUUAUGCCUCGGCAACACCAGUUUCAACGUUCCUGACUCCGGCUGGUGAAAUCAUCUACGCCACAAGCUUUCCCAAUUAUGUCGCACCUGAGCAACAAACACCUUUACAAUUAACCUAUCCAUCAUACCUGGCAUCUGAAAGAGUAUCUGGAGGAUCCCCUGGCAUCAGCAGGAUAACGGAAUACGAUGCUGCCCCACUGGUUCCAGUGGCAGCGGCCGCACCAGCAAGAUACUACGCCACGCUGUUGUCGUCAUCCUACUAUUGAAGAGAUCCUAACUUGAAACACAGGGCAAACAGAAGCGUGAAAUGAAAGUGCAAUUACUCAUUGUUGGUGCCCUCAGCACAGACAAACAAGUGUAUCAAAAUUAACAUCUAUCAUUCGGUGCGAUAUAUGUGCACCAGAUUCAGUUUUCACCACAUACCUACUAAACAAAUGGUCUUGACGAUAAAUUUCAACCUCUAUAGCUCAAGGAACGUUUCGUCACGGAAAUGUCUUUUAGCUGUGCUAUCUUUUACAGCCAGUGUUAGAUGCCUUCUCCGCAUACAUUUCCUUCAACUCCUCACCAUAGCAUUGAAAAGCAGUUGAACUGCGACAAUGUAUCCGACCUGGCUGACCGAAUGAUGAAUGAAGCAAAGAAUGCGACUCUCAGGACAAACAAAUAAGUUCCAGCAUGAAUGAAAGAAGAAUAAAAAAGUUGUAAUUUAUAGAGCGAUGAAUAAAAUGUGUAAUGAAAAAUA
Armigeres subalbatus is the source of this 923-nucleotide messenger RNA. RefSeq lists its product as uncharacterized. The record is from RefSeq and is a predicted model, not a curated record. NCBI's taxonomy places the organism in Eukaryota, Metazoa, Arthropoda, Insecta, Diptera, Culicidae. Bases 148 to 450 code for a protein of 100 amino acids. The transcript has 2 exons.